This is a messenger RNA of Phasianus colchicus (ring-necked pheasant), 7619 nucleotides long. Lineage: Eukaryota; Metazoa; Chordata; Aves; Galliformes; Phasianidae. The record is from RefSeq and is a predicted model, not a curated record.
CGGGCGGGGAGGCGGGAGCUGCCGGGCCGCCUGCAGCCUCCGGAGCCGCGGCCGCCAGCCGCACGCCGUGGUGAGGGGGCGGCGGGCAGAGCCGGGCGGAGCGGGGCGGUCGAAGAGGAGCUCGCUGCCAGCGCGGCUCUGCGCUGGGCUCGGCGUUCCGCAGCCCGUUUUGUGGAGGGUCUUCGAUUGCGGUGUUUCGAACCGGCAGGAAAGAAAAGAACGAAAGUGGCGAAGCCGAGAGGAGAGCACGCGGCGUGAGCUGGGGGGGGGAGCGCCGGAGCGAAGUGAGCUGCUCGGAGGGGAAGCGCCGUUCGGAUCCAGAGGGUGGCACUGGAUUUACAUAAACCGAUCCAUUUCAUUAUCCUGGAUACUUCAGCGCCUGCUGGCUCUCUAACCGAUACGCUCUCCGCGAACACUGCGGUUUCAGGAGUAUAAAAAGUGCGUGCGUUUCGUGCUCCGGCGCGUUCCCCUCCCCGCAGCACGGCGCCCGCCUCUCGCGCAGCGCGCAGCCCUGGGCCGGCCUCGGGCCGCACUUCCUCCGUGCCUGCAGCGCUGCGUCCGGGGCCCCGUGCUGGAAGAGGGGCGGUGAGCUCCUGGAGCGCGCCCAGAGAAGGCUGAGAGAGUUGGACUAAUGAUCUUAGUUGUCUUUCCAGCCUUGGUGGUUCUACGAUUCUAUAGAACCGCUUCUUGCAGAACUUGGAUUUCUGCUUCACCUGCUUCUCUUCUACAUCUCUUCACAGUGUGUUCAUACACCAGUUUUUGAGUGCGUGCCUGAAACUUCUCGUGUCCGGCAGGGAGCCCUUGAGAUGACAGCCAUGGCAGAAUUCAACAAUGUUCAGUCGGUGUCUGAAAUGCCAGAAGAAGCUGAAGCUAAACGUGGCUUCUAUCACAGAAUGUUUUUGGAACCUCAGGAGGAGAAGAGGAACCUGAAGGCUCUGAUGGUUAAACAAGUGAAGAAAACUUGCAGCUGCACUCCAGCCAAAGUUAAAGACUGUGUUUUGAGUUUCUUUCCCAUCUUGCAGUGGCUUCCUAAAUACAAUCUAAAAGAGUGCUUACUGGGAGAUAUAAUGUCUGGUGUGAUUGUGGGGGUCUUGCUAGUCCCACAGUCAAUUGCUUAUUCUCUCUUGGCUGGACAGGAGCCUAUUUAUGGCCUUUAUACAUCCUUCUUUGCAGGCAUUAUUUAUUGCAUAUUUGGAACAUCUCGCCACAUCUCUGUUGGUAUCUUUGGUGCACUUUGCCUGAUGGUGGGACAAGUGGUGGAUCGUGAGGUGCUGAGAGCUGGCUAUGAGUUGGAGCCAGCUGCUCUUAGUGACCACAUGGAUACAGCAAUGCAUGUGAACUCCACCAUUGCACCUGUGAACCAGACAUUACAGAAGCUGCUCUGUGAUAAAACCUGCUAUGCAAUAAAAGUGGGAGCCACCAUGACCUUCAUAGCUGGAGUUUAUCAGGUGGCCAUGGGUUUCUUUCAAGUGGGCUUUGUCUCAGUGUACCUCUCCGAUUCAUUGCUCAGCGGAUUUGUCACGGGUGCCUCCUUUACCAUCCUGACAUCACAAGCCAAGUACCUCCUGGGUCUGGACAUUCCACGGAGCAGUGGCGUCGGCUCCCUCAUAACCACGUGGAUAAACAUCUUCAGAAACAUACACAAGACUAACAUGUGUGAUGUCAUCACCAGCUUUUUGUGCUUUCUUGUUCUUAUCCCGACUAAGGAGCUUAAUGAACAUUUUAAAUCCAGGCUCAAGGCUCCAAUUCCAGUUGAAUUAGUUGUGGUUGUGGCAGCUACUCUGGCAUCUCACUUAGGGAAGCUGAAAGAAACCUACGGCUCAAGUGUUGCUGGGCACAUCCCAACUGGCUUUCUGCCACCCAGCCCUCCUGACUGGAACCUGAUUCCUAACGUGGCAUUGGAUGCUAUCCCCAUUGCUGUCAUUGGGUUUGCCAUCACUGUUUCCCUCUCAGAGAUGUUUGCCAAGAAGCAUGGUUACACCGUGAAGGCCAACCAGGAAAUGUAUGCCAUUGGCUUCUGCAACAUCAUUCCCUCUUUCUUCCAUUGCUUCACAACAAGUGCAGCUCUUGCUAAGACUCUUAUUAAAGAGUCAACAGGCUGUAGAACACAGGUUUCUGGCAUUGUGACUAGUUUGUUAAUCCUAGUAGUCCUCCUUGUGAUUGCACCUUUGUUUUAUUCCCUUCAGAAAUGUGUCCUUGCUGUCAUAACCAUUGUAAACCUCAGAGGUGCCCUGCGAAAGUUCAGGGAUCUGCCAAAAAUGUGGCAUUUGAGCAGGGUGGACACGGUGAUCUGGCUCGUUACUAUGGCGUCCUCAGCACUCAUCAGUACUGAGAUUGGUCUUUUGAUUGGUGUUUGCUUCUCUAUGCUCUGUGUCAUUUUUCGAACUCAGAAACCAGAGGCACCAUUGCUUGGCUGGGUGGCAGAGUCUGAAACCUAUGAGUCCCUGUCUGCUUAUAAGAACUUAGAAACGAAGCCAGGAGUUGUGGUGUUGCGUUUUGAAGCACCCCUCUACUACAUCAACAAAGAGUGCUUCAAAUCCGCGCUGUACAAGCAAACUGGAGUCAACCCAGCCUUGGUGAAGGCAGCGAAGAAAAAGGCAGCAAAAAGAUUGCUUAGAGAGAAGGAAGCGGGUUCUGGUGGCAACCAGACCAAUGUUUCCAUGGAGCUUGUGUCUGAGCCGUUGGGGUUUCACACGAUAGUGAUUGACUGCUGUGCAGUCCAGUUUCUGGACACAGCAGGAAUACGCACGCUCAAAGAGGUCUGCAAGGACUACAGUGAGAUAGAUGUCCGGGUGCUACUGGCACAGUGCAAUCCUUCGGUGAGGAGUUCCCUAAUGCGGGGAGAAUUCUUCAAAGAGGGGGAGGACCAUCUUCUCUUCCACAGCGUGCAUCAGGCCGUGGACUUUGCACUGGGUGCACAGGAGCACAGCAGGACCUGUGCUUCUAAGAACUAGUUGUGGGAAGGCAAUGAGUUGGAACAAAGCCUGGAAAAAAAUGAGCAUUGCUUUAUGUAUGGUACUGAGUGAAUGCAACUCUGAAGUUUUUCAUCAUCUGUAUACGAACCAAAGAGUUUCAUAUGAACAUUCAUCUCAUUUCUCUUCUGCCAUCAACUUUCCUUUUCUUGGUUCUCUUCUGUUUUGAUGAUCAGCAUGGAGGUCUUUCUGGAUGAGACAGGCUUUAGAAGCAUUCUAGGCAACCCAUCUAGACGAAUGCUACAAGGCAACUCAUUUCUCGUUCCUUGUUGAGAAAUUGCUUUUUCAUAUCAUCACAGCCUUUUAUUUUUAAGGAAUGACUGACAGGUACUGUUUACUCUGGUUUUUAUCAAGUUGUGAUUGGUUAGUCGUAUUAGGACAGAUAGAUAAAGAAAAAAAUCAUGUAACAGAAAAGUCUUAAUGCACAGCUUAUAACUUACCUGUCACCUCUGGACGUUGCUUUGUCAUCAUGUGUUGACAGCCAAAUGCAGCCAGAUGAGCAGGGGCACGGUUAUCUAAUUUCUGUGCAGCCCCUUACACGCCAGGAAAGAUUGCUCUUUUGCUCGAAUCUCUUUGGAUAAUCUCUCUGGAAAUAUUUUUAUUUGGACACGAUUGCUUAGAAGUCUGAUUCAUACUUACGGUCAAUUGCUUGUUUUGUUAGUAAUUAGGAGUGCGUUAGGAUUGUGAACAUUAGAUAUGAAAGAUCUCUAAUUCAUGGGUUGCAACACAGUACAAGCCAGUUUUACUUGCAAAACUGACAGAACCACAGACAUCAGAAUGAAAAGGGCCCAACAGAUUAUCCAGGCCAAAUCUGCCUGUGCCAUGCAGACUUCCUGUGUGAAUGCAGGUUUUAUUGACCAUAAAUCCUUUACAUAUGCUCAGUCAUGGGCCUUCUGUAAUGGAGGUGUUGGCCAAGAAGAGAGGUAAUCAGAAAAAGAGCCAGAAAGAAAUCAGCUGAAAGCUCUUCACCACCUUAGUGUAAAUAAAACUUUGUACUUUGCUUUUAAGUUAUGCAGAACAGUGAAGAGUCCCUAUUGUUCAUGUCGAAAUAAAGGCACUGGGUAGGAAGACGUUCUCUGUUCUUACAGCAACAGAAUACAAUUAUGAAAGCAUAAUUGAAAGAUGAACUUUUUUUUUUUACUAACUGCCAGGGGAGUUUAUAGUCUGAACUGCAGUUUCUUGACAGCUUUUAAGAGGGAAAAGGUGUUGUAUAUGACAAUAAGCUCAUCUUUAAUCAUUCAAAAAUGAGUCAGGAAUCAAAAAAGUAAGAACAUGCAAUGUAAAUCAUGAAACAUUUUCUAAAUAGAAAUACAUUUUCCAUUUAGGAUGAUUUUAUUUUUCUGAGCAAUUGGGAACUUUUCCCUUAUUUCAGUGAAAGCUGAAAUGUCACACGGUGCUUCAGUCUAGGAGCUGAGAGCUCAAGAGAAGGAACAGACAGAAGGAAGUUAAGUCCCAGGACCGGCAACAUUUAUAUGCUAGGUGAACUUACUACAUUUUUUUAGGACAUCAUAGGAGUGUAUGAAAACAUUUAGGGAGUGGGCAGGGUGGACGCUAGCAUGUAUGGAAAAGGAAUUGGACUUACUAAGGCAACAGCGAGUCUUCAAAUAUCAGAGAUUCUAAAGGUUCUGCAGUGUUCAAAAAACACAAAUGAUUUUCUUUCAUAGCCUUAAGGCACGUUUAUACAAGGAGGUGAAUCCCAAAUAGCUACUGCUGACUUUUUUUCUUUUCUGCAUAAACUUUUAUUCUGUGCUAAGAAUCCCUUUUGCACUUUGGGUAAUUACAGGGACCAAGUUUGUGUUAUCAAAGUGGGGGCCACUGUCAGGAGGGAGCAGCUCCAGCAGCCAGGAUCUUGCUACAGGACGGCUUUCAACUCUAAACAAAAUUACCCGUGCCAUUUUUAAAUGCCUACCCCCAGCUAUUCAUUUUCACCUCUUUGCCCCUCAGGCUGGGCAGCUGAGAGGGAAUGAGCUGCUCUGAUGGUCCUGAAGGCUUCCUCCUGGGCAGGGAUGGAAGCAAAGCAGAAGGUGCUGUGGGUGAAUUUUUCCUGUCUGUGCUCAUGACUUCUCCCCAUCCAUGCUGCCCAGGAGAGGAUUUUUGGAUUUGUGACCAUGCACAGUGAUAACAGAAGAAGAAAAUAAAAAGUAUUUAUUAAACACCUUUUUUUUUCAAAUUUUAAAUUUAUUUCCACCUGUGCCAAGAAGGGAGGAAUAACUGCAUCAAUUCCAAGGAGCAGUACUACAGCUGUAAAGGAUGCAUAUUUGUAGCACCUGAGCGUUUGUUUGCAUUAAAGCACAAUAAAACAGCCAUAAAUUGAUUUUCAAGGAAUUAAUUUAGAUUACAGCUAAAAGAUAGACUGAGGUGAUUUAUGUUUAGCUAGAGCACAUCAUGCUUGGCCGCAGUGCUGUUUGUGCAGCCACAAUUGGCAGUGUAGCCACCAAACUGAAUUUGAAGCAAAACACAGACAAAAAAAAUGUAUUAAAAUGCAACUGCAAAAGCAUCCAGCCAGCAACAACAACAAAAAAACAACUUCUGAUGUUCUUGGUUAAGAUAAUAUCUAUAGGCUGCAGUUUAUUCUCUGUAUAAAAGCAUACAGCCCUGGUCGGAAGGGAAUACAAAUAAAUGCCAGUUGGCAGAGAGUUAAUGUAAUAGGGAGUCCUUUGGCAUGAACUGAAGGUUAGAGCUUAUCGUGACUGGGAUUUCUUAAAAUGGUGGGUUUUCAGGCAUUUUUCUUUUAAAGCAUUUUUUUUUUUUUUAAUGGAGACACAAGUGUAAGUGAAUUCAGGCCCGCUAGAGCAAGCAGCAUGCCUUGCUUCAGUACGUUUGUGGAUCCUUGAGAAAUAAUCUAAAUUCACAUUUAGGCACUGAGGACCACUGAGUGAAAACUGUUGCCCUAAAAAAUUUGUUUCCUAAAGGAAUUUCAGACACGUGUGUAUACAUAGAUAUCUAUAUAUACACACGUAAAUGUACACACACCUUUUGCAGCUUUAUGUCUCCAGUUGUGCUUUUGCAAAGUGGCUGCUUCCAUCCUAGAAGGGGCUCUCUAGCCUUCCGCUGACUUAAAUAAACAGUGGAACACACAUACAGGAUUUUAGAAGGGAAACUGCUAUACCCAGUACUAUCUAGUGCUCCUCUUAUCCCUUCAGCUUAAUUUGUCAUCUACAAAAAGAAUGAAUCCUGGAAUGGUUGCCUUUGAGCUACCCAGAAUAGUGGCAUUUGUUGCAGAGGCCUUCGCAGCCCAGGGCCAACCUGGAAGGUGCAUAAACCUGUUGUCUCCUGUAAGGCAGCUCCCAGAUGUCUUAAUUCAGCAAUUAUCUGUCGAAAUGAGGAAUUAACAGAUCAUUAGCACAUUCAUUAACGGUAACAAGGUGGCAUUAUGGAAAUUAACACUUGCAAUCUCAGCUAUACUGAAGGCUUGUGGAAGUAUCUUUAGUGGUCUCCUGCUAAAUGUCAGACUAUGUUCCUUGCUGCUAUAGGCAGUAGUUUUCAGCUCCUGAUGUGCCAAUUGCACUAAUAAAUGUUUCACCUGUGUAAAUGUUUUGACACAGAACCAAUUUUUAAACCAUUUCAAAAAUAGGAAACGGUUUAAAAAUGUGAUGCAUGUGGUACUUAUAUUUGGAUUUAUGAUGACGUUGUAGUGGAAAUGCUCAGUCAUGGCUUGAACCACUGAUUGAGCACCUGGUGGGAAGGCAGGGCCAACCCAGGGGAGCUCAGGUGCACACAAUGCAGCUGAAUGACUGGGAGGGAUGGAGCCAGGGUCUGCCAUUUCCCAGGCCUCAUUUGAGGGUUGGCAGUGGAGGGGAGGGUAUCUGAUUGAAGAUCCCUGCCUACCUGAGGUCUUCUCAAGGUAAGCAGAUUUUCUUUUGUUUCUGUGUCUAUGGUUUUUGCAGCGGAGCUCGUUCUCACUUGUUGUAGCCUGGGAUUGUGUCACUCUGCUGUUACUGCUGUACUUUCCUCCAUGUUGUAGCACUACAGAAUUACAAUUGUCAACUUUGGUCCUGUGUGAUUUAGUGAUCCAGAUUUCCUAGCAAGUUGUUGCAGCUCUGGUCAUUGCUCUUCAAUUCAUCUCCUCACCUUCUUUCAUACUUCUGUGUUUGUUUGUAAGGCACUGUAUGUGAUUGACUGUAAAUAGAAUCUUAACAUAUUUUAAUAUUACCUAUGAGCUGCUAUUCAGUUUUCGUGUCAAAUCUUCUAGUGAGACCAAAGCUCCUGAGCAAAGACUGCAGAGGUACCCCCAGACUCGUGUUUGGGGCUGUGGGGAGCAGCCCCAUGUUCCUGUGGGAGAGCCAAGCCAGACCUGGGGCUGCACCAAGGGCUUGUGUACAAGCAGCAGUGCCUCCCAGGACAGACAGACGAGCCUAGCAGGAGGCCUGCAGUGGCACUACAUACAGCCAUGUGCCUUUUUUCCAUGAGUGUAAAAAUAACACAGGGACCUCAUUCCUGUCUGGUGCUGCUGCAUGAGUCAGUGUCCCAUCCUCAGCAUUAAAUGGGAUUUCUGGUUUUGUGAUUAUUUGUUUUUGUAUACUUCUAAUCUAAUUCUGUACUUGACUCCCCUAGAAAAGACCACAAAGCUGCUCUGACAUCUGUACUCCUUCCUCAUCAGGUUGCAGCGAUGAACAGGGAGAUCUCUCUCUUGGGGGGGGGGGGGGG